Messenger RNA from Ustilago hordei, 5877 nucleotides. RefSeq lists its product as uncharacterized. Bases 1 to 5877 code for a protein of 1958 amino acids. Gene Ontology annotation, cellular component: cytosol; RQC complex. The transcript has a single exon. Gene Ontology annotation, biological process: ribosome-associated ubiquitin-dependent protein catabolic process; rescue of stalled cytosolic ribosome. Lineage: Eukaryota; Fungi; Basidiomycota; Ustilaginomycetes; Ustilaginales; Ustilaginaceae. The record is from RefSeq and is a predicted model, not a curated record. Gene Ontology annotation, molecular function: zinc ion binding; ribosomal large subunit binding; ubiquitin protein ligase activity.
AUGGCAAAAGGCGCUUCGAAAGGCAAGUCCUCGGCGUCUUCGGCUACACGCAAGAAGCAGGCUCAAAAAUCUGCCAAGAAGACAGCAUACGAGCGAGACGAAAAUGGCAACCUGUUGCAUCCCGAACUCGCUGAGGCUCUCGAGAAGCAAAAGCAACAUGGCAUGCAACGAGGUCAGAAGAAGGACAAGUCCAAGAAGGACGGCAAAGGUGGAAAGAGGGGCAAAGCAGAAAAGAAGAAGCAAUACAUCCCACCACCCAAGCCACCACAGCCGUUGUCUGACCCGCUCGACUCGAUGGGUCUUGCCUCGCUGCUUCCCGCUGACCUCGUCGUGCUACUUCGCAAGGCAUCCAAGAAGGAUGUCAUCACAAGAUCCCGUGCUCUCGAAGGUCUCCUGGCUUGGGUAGAGGACGCUUUUGGCAAGUCUCCCUCCUCCAACUCUUCCGAGUCCAGUCCCGAAACGUCCAACUUGAGCUCCGAGGAAAAGCACGAUGCUCUUGUGAUGAUGCUUCCCAGCUGGGUUCAUCUCUUCCCUCGACUCGCUUUGUCGCCGACACGUCGCCUGCGACUCCUCACCAUGCAGAUCCAGGCCUUGCUACUCGAAAAGCCACAGGCGUCCUCGGACGAAGCUUCAUCCACUAAAGCAGAGCUGUUGGAGUCUCCUCAGUACAUCGAACCCAUCCUCGGCCCAUGGGCCAUCUUGUGCCACGACACGGAUCGUACGAUCGAACGACUUGGCAGAACAGCUUGGAACCACACAUGCACAUGGAAGAACCUUGAUGAGCGCCAGACAGACACCUCCGAUGCAGUGAUGCUGAAACUCAACGAUCAUUGCGACGCUCUGGUCGCACACCUGCGCACGAUUCUCCUGUCUCCCUCACCAUCGUUUGCUCUGUCAAUGACCGCCGCCCAUGCUGUUGCGGCCGAUCCGUCCUUAUCUAGAACCUCUUCCGGCUAUGCCACUCCGUCGCUUCAAACGGGCAACGUGGAACGAGACGCAAAGAACCGUGAUGGCAGUAACGUUGAAGAGGACACGGCAGCCCUCGACAAGCGUCUCGUUGCUGGCGCUCUCGCCGUCUUGACUUCCAUCAUUCGUCAGCAGCCAGGAUCAGAAGUUGUUAAAAGCCUGGAAGAGAUGCUCUCUUCAAGACUUGUCUGGGCGUCUUUGUCGCCACUCAACUUGGCUGGCUCUUCUAGUUCCAGGUCAGAACCAAGUUCGUUUGGCUACGACUCUUCUGCAGUGCGCUUGCGAGCUUGGACCUUGCUGCGUUCCCUCUACGACACGCUGCCAGACGUGCUGGACCAACACAUCCAGACCAUCGGUACCGUGGCCAUGUCUUCUAUAUGGGCAGAGCGCGACAACGCUGUCCAGAGGUCCACGCUCGAUGCUAUCCUGCCAGUGCUCAAAAAGCAUCCCAACUUGUGGCUCAUCGGCGCACACCAAGGCAAGAAGAACACUCAGGAGGCCAGCAAGUAUGAUGCUGACAGUGACGACGAUGAGGACGAGGACGAUGAUGACAGCGACGAGGAAGAUGAUGACGAUGCAGCCUCGGACACCGGCUCAGACGAUGGCGUGAAAGAGGCGAACAGUGGCUCUUCGUCCUCGCUCCGGAAACCUCGCGCCUAUGCCUCUCUCCUGCAAUGGCUCCAGUCGGCAUGCGGUGGCGCUCCACACUUGGGCUACUCGGCUGUCCUGGUCUUCAUCUCGACCAUUCCAAGCUCGAUCCUGCCACAUGACGACCUGGACGCUGCCUCGGACCUCCUCACCAACUUCUUCUCCGCUUUGUACAGCCGACCGCUCGAUUUUGAUCCCACCGGCUGCCGAGCCUUCUUCGCGUCUUUCACGGAAUGCGUCACCUUCUUGGCGAUGCGGAUGCUGCGAGCCGAUGCUAAGGCAGGCAAGGAUAACGACGCGUCUGCAAAGGAGCUAGUACGCGUGCAUUUCGGUGCAACAUGGUCAGAGCUUUUGCUUCCGAAAGCAAGCCUUCUCUCUGCUGUCGGCUUCGAAUCUGAUGUUGAAAGCACGGACGUCGAUGAGAACGCCAGAUCUCAGCGAAUCAAGAGCAUUGGUUCGACACGCAUCGUUUCCGAUCUGGCAGUACAGGUUCGACGUCUUGCGACAUCAGCACCUGACCUGGAGGUGCUCAGUGCCUUCCUUGAUGAAGCGCAAUCCGAUCUUGUCGAAGUAAGUGAGGCCCUUUGCAGCGCCCCCGCAGACUUGACAAUUUCGGCUCGCACUCAGCUCUUGGCAGCACUUGAGCGCGCAACGUCGUUCUAUGCUGCACUGGCACCGGCUCAAGGCCACCAGGGAAUCGCUGAGCUUCGGACAGCUUCCGCGUCCAGCCUGGCACAGCUCGUCAAACUGGCCGCUUCUGACCUGGUCGACAUUGCCGCCAAUGUCGAUCUGAGUGCUGAUAGCAAACGAACACGAGCAACACUGCUAGCCGAGUAUCUGUGUCUUCUGCUGCGAGCUGUUGUGAGUUACCCGGAAGCGCUGGACGAGGCAACCACAAAACAGCUGUCGCAAGCUGCCAGUGUAUCUGUACCGCAGCUGACAGCGACAAAAAGCGUGGCGCCUGCUUCGGCCGCUUCGUUCCUUGCCGCCUACUUGCCGUUGCGUCCCGACGAACAGGCUCGCGGAAAGAUCUGGACAGAGACAUUAUCGUCUGUUGCGGCCCUGAGCGAGCUGUCAGACCAGGUGGAUGCCAUGACCGAAUUAUUGGCAGCGUCCGAGGCUGUUUUGUCAAUGUCCGAUACUGACAAGAGCAGAGAGUCUCACCUGCCCGUGCCAGCAGCCGAAGCUGGCAUCGAGGAACUUAUGAUGGAUCUAACCGUUGCCCUGUGCGAUAGCUCCAGCCUGCCGAACGAAGUUCGAGGCAGCUUGCGACGCAUCGUCAGCAGGAUUCUCGCCAAGCCAAGUCCCUUUGUUGACGAGACAUGUACGGCUUCGAUGCUGUCCGUGGUCACAUCCACCAUCGAGCAGUUCAGGUCCACCCUGCUGGAACGAGUACGGGCAGAUGAGGACGUGCAGGCUCGGCAAAGGAAAGCCGCUAUCGUGAUAGAAGAUCUGCUUGACUGCCUUGAUUCCUGGAUUCAAGCACAUUCAAGCGAGGAUCUGGGUCGACUUCUGUUCACAAACCCUACUUACAAGGGUGUUUUCGCGGCUCUCUCGGAUCUGUAUUCCUUGCAUCACAUCGACGCGGAGGGUGAAGUUUACGAAGAGCUUGAAAGUGAGACUUCCGAUGAUUGGACGGAGAAGGCGAUCGCGUACCGAGACGUGUGGCCCAAAGCGGAAGCGAUCCAUGGAUUCAUCGUGGGACACAGCUCGCCUGAGCUUCGGUCGCAGAUGCAAAAAGAAGCUCUUGUCAGCUUACAGGACCAUUUGCUUGACAUCCAGGUGCCCGUCGCGCGUGUCGUUGCUGCGGCUAGAUACAACGCUGCUCUGCUGCCAGAACCAAAGGAGCUAGCAGAGAUGCUGGUCAAAGCCUGCAAGCAAGACACUCAUCCAGCAUUGAACGUCUUUGAUCCUGUUGUUCGACAGCAGGUUGCAUCCGAAGCAUUUAAGUCCGCUUUCAACCCCCCGCUCGACAAUCAUGGCCUUGGUAUCUUCGCGCGCGUCUGCCUCGCUGCGCUGGUCAUGAUCAGAAGAGAUCGUGCCAAUGCUCGCCACUUGCUGUAUCUGCUUCCUUAUGUAGUCAUGCUUUCGAUACUGAUCGAAGAUGAUCUACUGUAUCCUGGAGCAUCAAAGCACACCCUCAGCACUGGGUCUUCGCCUGACACAAAUCAGGAGUGGCUGCAGAGCUCAGUGACUGUCAUCACCGGAUUGGUUUCAUCUCUCAGCGACAGUGUGUCAGAGAACUGGCACACCGACAUUGUUAUGUCGCUACAGCGCUCAACUAUCCUUGAUGCUGAUAAGGACGCCCUUGGUCACGUGCUGUGUACACUCUGGCAGAUGGCAUCUCAGCUCGACAGUCCAAGCACUUACCUGGCCCGCAUCUUCCACCGCCUGCUCAAUGCAGUAUUCAGCUUCGGCACCAUCACGGAAGCAGGUGCAGAUCGGUGGCUCAAGCUCGGGGACUCCAUUCAAGACCGUAUGCCGGCCAUGUCAGCUACCAUCUUCCACGCGGCCAAGCCAAUCGCUGGCUCUUCUCCCAUCUAUGACCGUCUUCGCAACGGAGCCGCUGCCAAGCUCUCUGGGCUCGGGCCAGACACAUCUCCAAAUCGCGUCUUGAGCUCGCUUCGUACUCUUGUGGCUCUAGCCCCGCCUCUUGACUCCGACGUAUCGAUCAUCCCACAGCAACGAGCCAUCUUCUUGCUGAAAGAUCUUGACAAGUGGUACUCGGCUGACACCUCCGAGGACACUAAUGAGGAAGUCUCGACCCGUCUCGUAGAGCUGUACAUCCACCUGCUUCCGGUAGUCCAGGAUAUUCAGGGAAGCCAUAUGGACUUUAUGUUCGACAGCCUCGAGACGAACUUGGAGUUCUGCUCGCUUGAGCAGGACGAGACAUUGCCUCAGCUCUAUCACACCUUGCGCUUCCUGGAGGCCAUGCGCGACCUUGCUUCACGCAACGCCAACUUGCGCGAGUACUGGAAGAAUCGAGGUGUGUCCUGCAUCGACUCGGUGCGUGAGCUCUUCUUGUCUUUGCCUGGUAUGCAGUCCAUCUCGGCCCCGAAGCAGGCGUGUAUCGAUCUCAUUGUCGAGUUGAUCAGAGAGACUUCAGAUGCGCCAUUCAAGUUGCAAGAGACAGCGGGACCAUUGUGCAAGCUGCUCGUCCAGAGCACGUCCCGCGAGGUCCAGGUAAUCAGCUACCGCCUGCUCAGCGGCGCAAUUCGAGAGCAUGUCAAGGAACUCGUCGUCGAGUCGGCAGUAGACAGGGAUGCUCUUGCAACCGAAGAAGGACAGAGGAAACUCACGUUACCCGAAGCGCUCGUUGAUAAUGUCGCCGACAGUCUCAGCUCGCAACUCAACUUGCUUGUUGAGGAGGAAGCUGCUCGUCGCACCGCUUUCGGUUACUUCUUGUCUUGGAUUGCGAUCUUUGAGCACUUCGAGAACGCCUCAUUGUUGGUCAAGUCUGCUUUCUUGGCUGAGAUCGAGAAGCGUCAUCUUCUCAUUGAUUCGCUUCUUCCCACCGUCUUUGCACUGGUUGGACUCGCUGAUGAAAGCCGAAGACCUUUCGAUCCGAGCCGUUUCAUACUUGAAGAAGUCUUCUUGGACCAGAUCGAUGCCGAAUCGUCACUCACAGUCCUGCAAGUGCUUGCAGCCCACGUCUACCUCCGAGCUCUCAUCCACGUCCCCACCACGGUCCGAAGCUGGUGGGUUGACAUCAAAGACCGACAACACUCCAUGCUGAUUGCCAGCUUCACCACUCGUCACUGCUCUCCUGUCAUCGCCAACCGCGAACUGUCCCACUUGCGCGAGCCCGAGGCACUCUCCAAACUUCAGGACGAAGCGCUGAGCAUCAAGAUCCUGUCGACGAACGAAGUUAUCGCCACCUACGUCGUUGACGAGCAUCCGAUGGAGAUUGGAGUCAAGAUCCCCGCCGACUUUCCAUUGCACGGUGUGGAGAUCCGCGACAUUCAACGGGUCGGUAUUACCGAAGCCAAGUGGCGAUCGUGGUUGCUGGCAGUACAGCAGCUCAUCACGGGUCAGAAUGGGUUGAUCUUUGAUGCAUUGAGUCUCUUCAAGAGGAACGCCGAGGUUCAGUUCCAGGGUCUGGAUGAAUGUGCGAUUUGCUACUCGAUCAUCUCACCCAUGGACAGGAGUUUGCCGACAAAGCCAUGCAAGACGUGUAAGAACAAGUUCCAUGCUGGGUGUCUGUUCAAGUGGAUUUCGACGUCAGGGGCUAGUACUUGUCCUUUGUGCCGAUCGAUUCUGUAG